Molecule: messenger RNA, 1804 nt
Organism: Cloeon dipterum
Lineage: Eukaryota; Metazoa; Arthropoda; Insecta; Ephemeroptera; Baetidae
Product: G-protein coupled receptor Mth2-like
Exons: 7
Coding region: 303-1772 (489 amino acids)
Biological process (GO): G protein-coupled receptor signaling pathway
Cellular component (GO): membrane
Molecular function (GO): G protein-coupled receptor activity
Source: RefSeq, a predicted model, not a curated record
ACGUAAAGGAUUUUCUUUAAUUUUUGCUCUCGAAUUUCAUUUUAAUUAAUUUCUUACACUCUAUAAUAUAUAAAACAAGAUUUAAUAAUUCCUAUUCUGUUGCUAUGUGAAGGGAGCGAGGCGCCGUGCAGAGGCGCCAUGUGGAAGCGCGCUUACUUGAGAUGCUGUUUAUUAUGACUGAGUAUAUACGCAAUGCAACAUCCCGCGGGCCAGUUUAAUGACAUCACAGCCUCCAAAGCAAAGAAAAAAAAACCCGCAGCUUGUGUCAGAAAUAAAAUCAGUCCCUAUCGAAGCCUCUAUGGAUGCAGUUCGCUGUUGGUACUCGCAGACAGACUCGGUUACAACAGCAGCGAGAUAUUAUGAAAGCGACCAGCAUUUUCAUUCUUCUGCUCGUCCUUGGACUGGCUUUCGGACAUGAUUUUUGCAAAGAAGAAUUACGGACGAGUGUGGAUGUGGAGGACGCAGUUUUACUAAAGAAUGGAACUCUUUUGACUGGCGACGGUGACAAUUAUCCUCCCGGCACGUUUUGGAAAGAAGAGGCAGAAGGGCACUGGUGGGUCUGUCCCUGCCUCUUGGGAAACUGCAUCAGAAUCUGUGACAAAGAAUUUGCGGAGGAAGUGAUUAACGCUUUUGGUGAAUUUGAGCCUGUAUCGCAUUUUUUGUGGGAUGAAAUUAUCGAGACAAAUACAACGCCAAUAGAGAGCUUCAAACAAGUACACAGCGCAAAAUGUGACGAUCUUUCUGAUGUUUUGAAAAAAGAACACGUUACAAUACUGGCAAAUGGUAUGAUGCUAUUGGAAAAUGAAACAGAGAUUUAUGACGCCGAGCAUUAUUGUGUGCACCAAAUGGAGGGGAAUUCCAUACAUCUAGUGCACUGUUUGGUCUUCGAUUUUGUGGAAUUCGACGAAUCACUGGACAUUAAAAUUUACUCGACAACUUUAUACAUGAGCUCAAUUUUCCUGAUCUUCACCGUUGCGGCGUACACGUUGAGCCCGCUAAUUAAAUAUUUUCACGGAAAGAGCGUGCUUUGCCAUGUAGCGUGUCUGGCAGUGACUUUCAUCAUCUUGGCUGUCAAAGGCUACAGCUAUCAAAUCGGCGAAUACGACCGAUUCGUGCCAAAGGAACAGUGCUUUUUAAUUGGAUUCAUCCCCAUUUAUUCAUAUCUCGCAUCCAUGUUCUGGCUGAACACCAUGUGCAUCGAUAUUUUCUUCACUUUUAAAGGGAUUUCUCGCACAGGAAAAAACUACUUUGCCAAGUUUGCAAUUUAUUCAUUUUGCGGACCAAUCCCAAUAGUGGCCGUGGCCCUGUAUUUCAACCUGAUCAACGAUGAAGACUCCAUUUUCAACCCAAAUAUUGGAAAUGGUACAUGCUGGAUAAGCGGCGCAGCACAGGAGUGGCUUUACUUCUAUGGACCAUGCUUGAUUUUGCUUUUGGCUGAUUUUGGCUUGUUAUCCGCAACCUGCUGCGCAUCAAGCGGCGAGCCUGUCCGCACCACGGAGGAAACCGACCAGACGGUGCCGCAGGAAAAGGAACGGCGCAGAACGUAUUUAAUGCUCACCCUCGUGGUGUGUUUCACGUUCAUCGCUGAAGCCAUUCCGUACUUUAUUGGCGGGGUCCAAGGUAUCCAACGGAUCUUGAAUAUCAUGAUUAUCUUCGGUGCUUCGCGGGGAGUUUUAAUCUUUUUGCUGCUUGUGUGCGCUGACAAGUAUGUGAGGAAGAGCUUGAGCAGCAGAUGUUGUUGUAAAGGCCAGCGUGGUCAAGUAAUCCAAUAAAUACGUCAUUUAAAAAAUAUUUACCUUAAUAA